AUGGCUGCUGAGCGGUCGGGACUGAUAUGCCCAAAGGGGCCUUUAGAUGAGCGGCUCGAUCAACUUCUUCGACAGUUCUGGGAAGUGGAAACCUGCACCGAUCCAAUUGUGAAGGCGUCAAAGGAAGAACUAGAUUGCAAGAGUCACUUUGUUAAAAACUUCGUGCGGUUAGAAGGUGGUGCCUAUACAGUCAGGUUACCAAUUAAACACAACUCCGUUUUAUUGGGUGAUUCGUACUCUCGGGCUCUACGUCGCUUCCAGUCGUUAGAGAGGAAACUGUCUCAUCAGCUCGAACUGCGCACUCAGUAUUCGGCCUUCAUAAAGGAGUAUCUUAACCUAGGUCAUAUGUCCCUGGUUCCGCCGGAGUUGCAUCGAGACUGCAAAUAUUUUCUGCCACAUCACUGUGUGCUAAAGAAGGACAGCACCACGACGAAACUUACAGUGGUGUUCGACGGUUCCGCUGUUACCACCUCCGGUUAUUCUUUGAAUGACAUAUUAAUGGCUGGGCCGGUCAUCCAACCUAAGCUUUUUCACAUCCUGCUAAGGUUUCGUUCGCAUCCGGUAGCGCUGACUGGCGACAUUUGUAAGAUGUACCGUUGUGUGAGGAUGGCGUCGUCUGACAGCUUCUUGCAGUGCAUUCUGUGGCGAGAUUCCCCUCUGGAGGAGCUACAAACAUCUAAAUUGGACACUUUAACAUAUGGAACAAAGCCUGCGUCCUAUCUAUCCGUACGAGCGAUGCACCAAUUGACUAAGGACGAGGUUGAAGACUUUCCAGUGGGAUCCGAAAUCUUGCUUCGAGAUUUUUACGUUGAUGAUCUCAUUUCUGGUGGCAGCUCCAAGGAGGAGGUUGUUGGCAUUUUAGGGCAGAUAUCAGCGCUUUUGUCCAAGGGCGAAUUUCAGCUGAGGAAAUGGUGCUCCAAUAUCCCUAGCGUCGGGAUCGGGAGUCUUAUCUAA
Molecule: messenger RNA, 954 nt
Organism: Drosophila ananassae
Lineage: Eukaryota; Metazoa; Arthropoda; Insecta; Diptera; Drosophilidae
Exons: 1
Coding region: 1-954 (317 amino acids)
Source: RefSeq, a predicted model, not a curated record